Cladophialophora yegresii CBS 114405 is the source of this 1719-nucleotide messenger RNA. RefSeq lists its product as uncharacterized. The record is from RefSeq and is a predicted model, not a curated record. The transcript has a single exon. Bases 1 to 1719 code for a protein of 572 amino acids. NCBI's taxonomy places the organism in Eukaryota, Fungi, Ascomycota, Eurotiomycetes, Chaetothyriales, Herpotrichiellaceae. Gene Ontology annotation, cellular component: endoplasmic reticulum; Golgi apparatus. Gene Ontology annotation, molecular function: protein-cysteine S-palmitoyltransferase activity. Gene Ontology annotation, biological process: protein targeting to membrane; peptidyl-L-cysteine S-palmitoylation.
AUGAAGUCGAUGCGCCCAGGGGAGGCCAACAAGCGAGGCAAUGUUGUCACGGCGCGAAUAGUCCCGCUCCUACUGCUUGGCAUCAUAGGCUACUCGUCCUGGGUGGUCACGGAUCGAGUCUGUCUCAAUUACCUGAUUAACCCACCGGCCUCGUCGUCCUCUCACCGUAACACCGGCGCGGCCGUCGCCGUCCUGGUCAUUUUCUACCUCCUCCUCCUCAUCACACUCGCAUGCUUCGGCCGCCUCAUCGGUACCGUCCUCACGAGACCGGGUCUCGUCCCGCGCGGCGAACAGUAUUGGAUCGAGAAGGAAAGGAAGCACCGCGACGAGAGCAGAAGAACAAGUGCGAGCGGCAAGGAAGAAGCCCUCACAGAUGGGGAAGGAGAAUCAUCAGGCUUCACGCCGGGCAAAUACCGUCGCAAGCAGGACCAAGAGGCCCAGGGUCGCUUCCACGCGGAAGAAUUCUGGCGGAAAGACGUCUUUGUGUGUGGCUGGGACGGCCGCCCCCCGUUCUGCUCGACAUGCUACAACUACAAGCCCGACCGGGCGCACCACUGCCGCGAACUCGGCCGCUGCGUGUUCAAGAUGGACCACUUCUGCCCCUGGGUAGGCGGCAUUAUCUCGGAGACGUCGUUCAAGUUCUUCAUCCAGUUUACGGGGUGGGCGGCCUUGUUCUGUCUGCACACGCUGGUCGUGAUGGCCUAUUACUUCGCGAGGCGGCGUGGCGAGGAAGGCCACUUCCUCAACGUGCACUGGCUGCUGACGCUCAUCUUUGCGGGCCUGUUCUUCAUCUUCUCCGCGGGCAUGUGCGGGUCGAGUCUGCAGUUCGCGGUGCUCAACUCGACCACGAUCGAAAACUUCACCCGCAAGACCAAGAUCUGGUAUCUCGCCGUGUACCUGCCGCCUCGCGUGCUGGAGCGGUACCAUGCCUCGGGCCGCUCGGACCUCAGACUCAUCAGCUACCCGCGCCCGCCGGAGGAGCAGUUCGAGAUCCUGCAGCGCCAUGGCGCCACAGUGUCCAACGAUAGCGACGAGACUUUCACUCGGCAGGGUUACGACGGGGUGGCCUCGCCACAGAGGACGUACCAUCCCGGCGUGUCUGCGCUGUCAGCCACAUCGCCAUCAGCAGUCUCGCCAACUCCCGUGGGAAAUGCGACCACCACAACAACCUCACCGCCUAAUUCAUCCUCAUCACGUCAAAAUCGCAAUUCUGGCAUCCCCUCGCACCAGCGCACCAAUAUGCCCUCAUCAAACCCCUCCUCGCCACGUACCUUCGCCAUCCUCGAAUCCCCGCCCGGCGCUAACCCCUUCGACAUCGGUCCAGCCGACAACUUUCAAGAAGUGAUGGGGUAUACCCUUCUGGAGUGGCUCCUUCCGCUCAAGCCAUCUCCGCUGGUCGACCACUCCGACCCGCGGAGCAUGUACAAGCUCGGCCCCGAGGUGCGGAGGAUGAAGAGCAAGGCCGGGAUUUUAGGUAUCGGAGGCGGGGACGAAGAUGAAGACGUGAUUGCGAAUGCGAAUGACCGUGACAGGACGGGGGAGAGGCAGGGCGAGGUCACGCGGGAGAAGCGCAGUCGGACUCAGUCUCACAGCCGAUGUCGAAGUCGAAGUCCUAGUACUCGUCCUCGUCCUCGUAGACGGGAAAGCGAGUCCAGAAGCGGGGACGAGGAGAUGACAGCGAUAGGGAGGCGGAAGAAGAAGCGGAAGAGACAGAAGUAG